AUGAAUCUUCCGAUUCAUGACUCUUCUGCACCUAUGUCUCUGGCCCAGCUUAUCAAGACUGCCAAUCUGGCAGAAGCCAACGCUUCCGAAGAAGAGAAGAUAAAAGCUGUGAUGAUCCAGUCUUGCCAGGAAUAUCAUCCCAUCGAUUCCAUGAAGAAACCUCCACCAUCUUAUACGUGCUUCAGUUGUGGAACACCUGGCCACUAUAGAACGGACUGCCCAACAAACAGGGACAAAAAUGUUGAGUGUGUUCCCAGAAUUAAAAAGAGCACGGGAAUUCCACGGAGUUUCUUGAGGGAGGUGCAUGAUCCAAAUACAAAGGGCGCUAUGAUGACAAACGAUGGAAAAUACGUAAUACCAAUUAUUAAUGCGGAAGCUUAUGCUAGAGGAAAGAAGGAGAAGCCUUCCUUUUCACUGGAGGAGCCGUCGUCCUCCUCCACCUGCUCCGCAGAUCCUGUUCCAGAGGAGCUGUUUUGUCUCAUUUGUAAGGAGAUAAUGACUGACGCAGCUGUCAUUCCCUGCUGUGGGAACAGUUACUGUGACAAAUGUAUUAGAACAGCAUUACUGGAAUGCGAGGAACAUAUGUGCCCAAUGUGUCAUCAGACAGGUGUUUCACCUGAUGCUUUAGAUGCCAACAUGUUCCUACAUCAGGCUGUGAACAACUUCCACAAUGGAACUGGCUGCACAAACGGGCUCCACCAGCAGAUUCAGCAGCAACAGCAACAGCUGCUGCUUACGGAGGAGUCCAAGUCUCCCUGUAGUUCAUCGUCUUACUCUCGAAGUUCAUUUACCAACUCCCAGUCAAGAUCAGGUUCUUCCCAGUCUCAGUUCGACUCUCGAUCAUUUAGUCAUUCCAGUUCUUGUUCCUACCCGCGAUCGCCACCGUAUCCAAGAAGAGGCAAAGGGAAGAGUCCAACUAUCAUUCUAGGUCAAGCUUCCUGUGGCAGACCUGCUGACUUCAGAGAUCCAUCUGAAAAGGCAAGAUACAGAGAACGGGAAAAGCGCUACAGAGAACGGUAUGAAGACUUCCGCAAGGGCUGUGCUGUCAGCCCUCAAACUCCACAUCCAGCAAAGAGAGAGAACUGUUCUCCAGACAGUUUUGGUCCCCCUGGGAGCAAACGAGAGAAUCUGCUGUAUGUUCAGGGAUGUAGGGAGGAAUGUCCUGGUGGGCAGAGCUGCAGAAAUUGUAACAGAGGUGGAAAUUACCAUGAAAAAGAGAAGGAGGUGCAAAGUCCACUGGGAGAUGGCAAACGGAAUAGACGUAAAAAACACCGGAAGAGAAGAAACAGGGAUAAGAAUGAAGGAUUUCCCAAUGCCGUGUUGUUAGAAGGUGCUAGAAAUCCAAGAGACACAGUUACAGCAGAAGACAUAGAUGUGGCUGUUCCUCCUAAGAAAGACACUACAGCCUCCCAAGAGAUAGUGGACAGCGAUCAUGAAAAAUCUCUUUGGAUGGAACCUCCUGUGAAAAAAGUGAAGGAGAAGUAG
Molecule: messenger RNA, 1485 nt
Organism: Tauraco erythrolophus (red-crested turaco)
Lineage: Eukaryota; Metazoa; Chordata; Aves; Musophagiformes; Musophagidae
Source: RefSeq, a predicted model, not a curated record